Atta colombica is the source of this 939-nucleotide messenger RNA. RefSeq names its product mediator of RNA polymerase II transcription subunit 27 (gene MED27). Gene Ontology annotation, cellular component: mediator complex. Gene Ontology annotation, molecular function: transcription coactivator activity. The coding region runs from base 61 to 939 and encodes 292 amino acids. The transcript has 5 exons. Lineage: Eukaryota; Metazoa; Arthropoda; Insecta; Hymenoptera; Formicidae. The record is from RefSeq and is a predicted model, not a curated record. Gene Ontology annotation, biological process: regulation of transcription by RNA polymerase II.
CAGGAUCUAAACGCUCGGUGAUUUUCAACCGACAAUUGAUUCGCUGGGUAAAGCUUGAGUAUGGAGCAGCUGCAGACAGCAUUGACCGCUAUCAAGGUGCUCCGUUCCAACGUUGGACAAGUGUUCGAUUCCCUUGGAAAUGGCUUACGGGCAGAGCAUGGAGAGGAGAAUAAAGAAUCCAAGUAUUUGUUUGAGUUACAGGAACUGUUGACCACUGUGAAUGUUAAUUUGAGGGACGUAGAACAGGCGAUAAGUAGUUUAAAUCCUCCACCAGGUCCAUUUAAUUUAGCUAGCACGACUUACCUUAGUCAAGAGACUACACAAGAAAGACAAGCGUUGUAUAGCACACUUGUUAACAGUUACAAAUGGACAGAUAAAAUUCACGAAUAUAGUAACGUUGCUCAAUCCUUGCUUAGUCAAAACUCACUAAAGAGAUCUUACACAAGUUCAAGUAGAACAAAAAGAGGAAGAUACCAAACCAGCAAUCAUAAUGUACCUCAGACGCAAGUUGACUCUAUGAUAUCAACGUUUGAUCGACUAUUCAACGAUAUGACAGUAUCCGUGUCUCGUCCGUUUGCAUCGAAUGCAGUGUUACAUGUUACAUUGGGACAUGUCUUAAAAGCAGUAAUAGCGUUUAAGGGAUUGAUGAUUGAGCGGGUAGUAGUAAAGGGUUAUGGUGAAACGAUGGACCUAUGGACGGAGUCUAGACAUAAAGUCUUCCGUAAAGUAACGGAAAACGCGCAUGCCGCGAUGUUGCACUUCUAUUCGCCUACGUUACCCGAGUUAGCAGUGCGAUCAUUUAUGACAUGGUUUCAUAGUUUAAUCAAUUUAUUCAGCGAGCCGUGCAAACGCUGUGGCUUGUAUUUGCACAGUGCACUUCCGCCGACUUGGAGAGACUUCCGAACUUUGGAGCCUUAUCAUCAGGAGUGCAAACCAUAA